AUAGAUGCGGGCGAUGGCAAUGAACCAGCUCUGAAAGGUCAAACGACGGCUUCCAUAAAUGUCAACAAUGCUGAGGAGUCAGCAGCUGGUGAGAUUAAUUUAGCUUGAUUGACAACCCGAGAAGCCGCAAGUAGCUAAGUCGGUCAUAAGGAUGGUUUUCAAGUCACUCAAAAAUUUGUCGAAUCGUUUUAAUUUUCCGACUUUAAUGAGAUGCAAAAUAAGGUUACCUGAGAUUUUACUCACUUAGGCCUUGCAUUGGUCCUCUAGGGUGGAUUCGUUUACCGCAUUUGCCCGCUGGAAUUUUUUAUUGUUUUUAGGCUAGGGCCCUCUGUCCGUAUUGCUUGGACUCCAAUUUCCAUGUAUUAGUCAUUUAAUAAUUAAUAUACACUAAAAAAUUACUCAAUUCUGAUUGGCUGAAAAAGAAGUGCAGUUCUCCUGUAACACAAGUGCAAGUUUGUAACACGAGUGCAAAUUGCAAAUGGUUUUUGAUUGGUUGAAAAAAGCAAAAGAAACCAACAAGAGCCAAUCAGAUUAGAGCUAUUUAAUAGCAACAAAGUUUAAGAUAAGACAUGCGGGAUAAUGGCCGUCGUUUUCAGCAAACAACGAUUUGAUUUUGCAUGCAAAACAACAAUAGAACAGUUAAAAUAUUACAAAAACCCAAACACAGUAAAAAGUACGUCUUUCUGGCUGAAUGUAUUGAAAAUGUGUUGCGAGCGCCUAACAGGCAGCACACGUGCCAUUUUAGCUCUCUAAUUUUUUACCCUUUUUAACCUUCUAUUCGACCCUAUGAAACCGUUUCACUAAUAUUAUACGUCUGUAUAUCGCUUGAAUGGCAAGGAUUUAAACAUGUUCGUUCCUUACUGGUAUUUUGUCAUCAACUUCACCGAGGCGUUUGUCCACGGGUCUUUGGCGUUGUAGUAGUGAUGGUUAUCAAAAGUACCUCACUGGCAUAGAUAAACGGUUUCAGCUCUAUCCGACCAUUACAAAUAAAGUUCUCUCACUUUUGAAUCGUCUAAAUAGGUCAAAGGCAGCUGGCCUUGACAAGAUAUCUGCUAGGCUCAUUCGGGAAUGUGCAGAUCUCAUUUGCAUUCCUAUCCGUGAUAUUUUUAACCAGUCAAUAAGUCAAGGCAUAUUUCCGGAUGACUGGAAAUGCGCAAAGGUCACCCCACUGUUUAAACAAGGCGAUCGGGACGACUUAAAUAAUUAUCGUCCAAUUUCGGUGAUCUCAGUUAUGGCCAAGGUCUUUGAAAGAAUCGUCUAUGAUCAAUUAUAUGCCUACCUAGAAGAGCACAAUAUAAUCUGUAAAUAUCAAUCAGGCUUUCGCGCUAUUCACUCAACUGUCACGGCUCUCCUUGAGGCCACGGACACUUGGGCGUACAAUAUUGACCGCGGUAAAAUCAACGCCGUUGUUUUCUUAGAUCUCAAAAAGGCCUUCGACACAGUUGACCAUGAGAUCCUUUUAUCAAAAUUAAGCAAUUACGGCAUAUAUGGUAACGCGCACCAAUGGUUUAAGUCAUAUUUAGAGAAUCGUACUCAAAUGUGCUCCAUCAAUGGAUCGCUCUCUCAAAGCUGUUUAUUAAGUUGUGGUGUUCCCCAGGGGACGAUUUUAGGUCCAUUACUAUUUCUGUUAUACAUCAACGAUCUUCCAAACUGUCUUUCAAAUUGUGAGCCGAGGAUGUACGCUGAUGACACCCACCUUACAUACGCAGGUGAUAAUGCAGACAAUAUUCAGUUGCAUCUAAAUCAAGAUUUAGAAAAUGUUCACAAUUGGCUGAGAGCAAACAAACUUGCUCUAAAUAUGACUAAAACCGAAUUUUUAAAGCUGACGAAUUUUGUACCGUGGAUAAAUAAAGAUUAUCUAUCUAUCUAUCUAUCUAUCUAUCUAUCUAUCUAUCUAUCUAUCUAUCUAUCUAUCUAUCUAUCUAGUUGACCAUGGAAUAUCAAGGACGACGCUUACACGUCGCGGAUGUGAGCAGGACGGCAGAAACAAAGUCUUUCUGGUGUGACUUUGUCAACCUUGAGCCUUCAAUCGAGUCAAAUCCUAUCUUACAAACCUUCGGUUCCGACAAAUACGGCCAUUAAUGGCGGAGUUGAACAGCAUUUGCAUUUUUCUUUGCCUGGAACAUUAAAUAUAUUUAGUCUGACACCUCGUCCUGCAGUUUCAUCAACAAUGCUAUUAUGAAGCGUCAUUCACCCAUGGCGGAUUCUCUGCAAAACACUAUGUGGGACUUCUCGCGAGACUCAGGAUCGCUACAUAACUCGAGUUAUCAUGCGCCGAAAAUUAUAGUUGUUGAUGCAAUGUCUCUUGCACCCAAGAUCACCGAAGUGCAGGAAUUCAUCGAUAGGAAUAAAGUUAGCCUCGCUUUCGUAACGGAAACGUGGCUAAAAUCUGCUGUGGAAGACACUGCUGUGGAUAUUCCUGGCUUUUCCAUUGUACGGAGGGACCGGGCAUCCAAUGCACACGGCGGCGUUUGUCUUCAUAUCAAGGACGAUUACUUUAGAUUUAAAAAGCUUAAGGAG
Messenger RNA from Porites evermanni, 2520 nucleotides. The record is from the annotation of a GenBank genome assembly. NCBI's taxonomy places the organism in Eukaryota, Metazoa, Cnidaria, Anthozoa, Scleractinia, Poritidae.